This is a messenger RNA of Neltuma alba, 1710 nucleotides long. RefSeq lists its product as uncharacterized. The record is from RefSeq and is a predicted model, not a curated record. Lineage: Eukaryota; Viridiplantae; Streptophyta; Magnoliopsida; Fabales; Fabaceae. The coding region runs from base 1 to 1446 and encodes 481 amino acids. The transcript is spliced from 5 exons.
AUGGAAGAAAUGCAAACACUUGACAUAGACAAGACAGCAAUUACUGAAUUGCCAUCUUCAAUUUGCAAUCUUAUUGGACUUGAAAUCUUACACGUGGAAGAGUGUCGUAAUCUUGCGCAACUACCAGCUAGCAUUUGCACAUUACCAAACCUUUGGAAACUGAGAGCAAAUUCCUGUGAAGGAAUGAGUCAUUUUAAGAUGUGUGAAGGUGGAGAAUGCAUCAAAGAGUAUCACAAUUUGAAAUAUCUUUUGUUGGAUAAUUGCGACAAACUUGAGCAUAUUGGAGGGAUGCCACCAGACUUGGAGAAAUUUAGUGCCAUACGUUGCACAUCAUUGACUAAGUUAUCCAAAAACAAAGUAAUGGAGCCGGCAAUGAACUUUCGAUCUGGGAAAAGAAACUUUAUUUUACCUGGAGAAAAAUUUCCAGAAGGGCUCCACAACUAUAGUCGGGAAAAUUUUGUGUCAUUCUGGGUUCGCAAUAUGUUCCCAAUGACUUUUCUCUGGAUUCUUGUUAAAGAUAACCAGGAUGAUGUCUACAGUUGUCAAUUCUCUGUGGACAUUGACGAGGCCAUCAGGCUGGGUAUUUCUUCUAUGUGGAGUUCAUUGUCACCAAUAAAGACUAAUCAUAUUUAUAUAUGUGAUAUGCAAAGCAUGAUUCACAACACUGAACUCCCCAUUACAAAUGAGUGGAGUCAAGGGAAGGUUUCUAUUCAGAGCACAACACAGGAAACAGAAGGCGAAAAAGAAAUUUACCUUGGAGUUCAUGUAUACUAUCUACAAAGCAACUUGGAAAAUAUUCAAUUCGUGGAACCCGGGGAUUACUCAACAAAAGAGAUGUGUAUUAUGCACGGGUUUGGAUCUUAUCAGGAUUUAGAAAUUUUGGAAGAUGGCGGUUAUAGGGGUAUAACAUAUCCAAUUUGGUCAGGAGAUCGUUGCUACGACAACUUGAUUAAGUUGCGCCUAACAGAUUGCAACAGAUGUCGGAGAAUUCCUGCACUUGGCGAACUGCCUUCUCUGAGGUCCUUAAGGAUUGAAAGAUUACAAAGUGUGGUGACUGUGGGUUCCGAGUUUUACAAGGCUGCAAAUGAUUGUGCUUCCCUCAUAGUACCGUUUCCGUCGCUUGAAACUCUUCAUUUUGAAGAGGGUCUGGAGAUUAUGUCACGUCCACUGCUUGCUUCUUCUAUCCCAAAGUGUCCAAACAUUCACCAGUUAGCUAUAAUUAAAAGUCCAAAUGUAAUGUUGCAAGAGCAAGAAUUACCACCAUCCCUACGCGGCCUGGCAAUUUCAGGUGGGCGCAUGUUGGAGCCUCUGUCUGAAAAGUUGCAUAUUGAAGAUUUAACGGUGGAUUGUUCUGAUGCUCUGCCACCUGCAGUGAUUCACAUUCCCGCUUCAGUGAAACAGUUAGAGGUGAGAAACUGUGAAAAUCUCAAGGAUUUUUUGGUUUAAAAGGCCCCUCUUCUUCAUCUCCGAAAGAUUUCCCUUUACAAAUGCAAGUUUCUGCCGUCCUUGUUUGAUGACAUGGAACGUCUUGUCCCAAAUUUAGAAGAGUUAAGAAUAGCAGGAUGUCCAGAAAUGGAGCCAUUUUCAGCAAGGUCCUUAUCAUCCAGUUCAAAACGGCUUGAGAUAAGAGAGUGUGACAAGUUAUUGUCACGUCAUACACAACGGCAUCGCCUUCCAACUAUCACUGAGCUUCUCAUCUCUACUCUAUCU